Messenger RNA from Olea europaea var. sylvestris, 960 nucleotides. Its product is annotated as CRIB domain-containing protein RIC10-like. The transcript has 5 exons. The coding region runs from base 365 to 826 and encodes 153 amino acids. The record is from RefSeq and is a predicted model, not a curated record. NCBI's taxonomy places the organism in Eukaryota, Viridiplantae, Streptophyta, Magnoliopsida, Lamiales, Oleaceae.
CUUGAAAUCCACCACUCACCCUUGUUUUGGGAGUUUUAGUGGUUGUCGAAAACUCCAUUUUCUCUCUCCUCUUUCUUCUCCCUCUCUCUCUCUCUUCUUCAGUUACACCCUAAUUAUUAAUUUUUUUGCUUCUUUCUUGAUUAAUCUAAGAACCCUUUAUCCAAUUUUUGUUUUGCAUGUAUUCUUAUGUAACUAUGCAUAUACGUACCAAAAGCAUUUGAAUGAAUUCUGGAAAUGUAGCCGGAGCGGGAGGAGAAGCAGCUUCUGUAUCGUAUAUCCUUCUCUGAAAAGGCAAAGGAACACUUCUCUUGCAUUUCGAUUUGGCUGUUCUUUCCUCUGAUUGUGGCUCAUAUCCUUCUCUUCAAUGGGGACAAAAAUCAAAGGGAUCUACAAAGGCUUCAAAUAUACUUUAUCUCAAAUCUUUGUUGUGAAGGAGCGUGAAAUGGAGAUUGGCUUCCCAACAGACGUCAAGCAUGUGGCACACAUUGGGUGGGAUGGCCCCUCCGGUAGUGCACCCAGUUGGAUGAAUGAAUUCAAGACAGGGCCUGAUUAUGCGGCAACUUCAAUUGGUAAUUCUGGUUCUGCACUUUCUCCAUGGUCAUCUCUAGACUUUGGAGAAUCUAGGCGGCUGCAAUCAGGAUCGGAUAUGUUCAGUGACAUACCCUCAACAGAGCUUCCUAACAUCCCUAAGAAGCCGAAAAGGAAGAAGUCCAAAUCAACUUCUUCUCCUAAGUCGAGUUCGUCGUCAAGAUCAUCAAGGGCAGCAAAAUCGAAAGCCAAAUUGGUCGAAGGCAAUCCCAAUCCGACAAAUAUCGAAGUGGCAUAAUACAUUUACAGAUUUUGAUCAUAUGAAAUCAUAAAGAGAAAUUUUUUCCACUCUUGUAAUGUUGGAUAAAGUUUGCAUAUGUUUAGGGGGUGCAUUGCAUAUGAGAUUGAGAUCAGAAUCAGGAGGGGGGGACU